This is a messenger RNA of Polistes dominula (European paper wasp), 1096 nucleotides long. RefSeq names its product acyl-CoA Delta-12 desaturase. NCBI's taxonomy places the organism in Eukaryota, Metazoa, Arthropoda, Insecta, Hymenoptera, Vespidae. The record is from RefSeq and is a predicted model, not a curated record. Gene Ontology annotation, biological process: unsaturated fatty acid biosynthetic process. Gene Ontology annotation, molecular function: stearoyl-CoA 9-desaturase activity; iron ion binding. Gene Ontology annotation, cellular component: endoplasmic reticulum membrane.
CAAAUAGAAUUAUUUUUAAUUUAACAUAUUUUUAUAUAAAUAUAUAUUUCUUUUUUUAAUUUUUCAUUGAUCAAUAACAAAAUGUCAGUAUCGGCAGAAAUAGACGUUCCAAAAAUGCGAACUAUUAAUUAUGGUUUAGUGCUAUUAUUUAUUCAUUUUCAUUUAUUCGCUUUUUAUGGACUUUGGCUAAUGAUUUUCCAAGUGCAAUGGAUGACAAUGCUGUUUGUUGCUUUUCUCUUAUUGAUUGGUUAUAUCGGAAUUACCCUAGGUGCCCAUAGAUAUUUGGCACACCGAACAUUUGAAAUUGAGAACAGUCUUAAAUAUUUUUUCAUCCUAGCACAUACUCUUGCCGGUGUGGGUCCCAUGUACAAUUGGGUUUUAUAUCACAGGUUGCAUCACAAAUUUUUCAGAACUGAUAAAGAUCCUUAUUUAACUCAUAAAGGAUUCAUGUAUAGUUAUUUUUGGAGUUAUCUCUUAGAUUUUCCUUACACCGAGGAAGAAUUAAAAAUGGAUAUAGAUAUGCGAGACAUCACUGUACCAUCCAUUUCUUUACAAAAAGGAUUAUAUUGGAUUUAUUUCGCAGUGAUAACGUUAUUAAUUCCUAUCUACAUCCCCAUAGCAUAUUGGAACGAGAACCUCAUUAAUUCUAUUUUUGUUGUGGGAUUUCUACGAUUAACUAUAAUGUACAACGUAUCAAAGAUGGUGAACAGCGCUAUUUUGGUUUGGGGUCUUAAACCAAAUGAUAAGUUUCCAAUUGAGGAUAAUACGAUGUUCUUUUUGAACAAAAGUUAUUGGAUGAAUUAUCAUUAUUUUUUACCUUGGGAUUGGAAAAGUACAGAAUUUGGCCCAUACGAUAAAGGUUUGACUAUAUUAUUGAUUAAAAUUUUUCGUAAUAUGGAUCUCUUGUACGCUCCUAAAACCAUAUCGAAAGAAGAUAUAAGAGAAGUAAUUGUAAAAGUUGCAAAUAAGGAGAUGUCAUGGAAAGAUUCGUUAAUUCUAUUGAAGAAACAAAGCGAUGAAAAUGCUUUAAAGAAAAAUCUUCGUUUUAAGCAUUAAUACGUAUUAAUUAAUUAAUACAUGUGUAUUUUAUAAUAUU